Messenger RNA from Adineta steineri, 2607 nucleotides. The record is from the annotation of a GenBank genome assembly. Lineage: Eukaryota; Metazoa; Rotifera; Eurotatoria; Adinetida; Adinetidae.
AUGUUAAGUGGAACAAAUCUUUCUUUGUCUGACGAAGUUAAUCGUCAAUCAAGUGCAAUAGCAAAACGUCGUGAACAACUACGACGAUGGGAUGAAUCGGAAACAAAUCGUCAAUCUACAAAUAUCAAACUUUCUCAACGUGUCAAAUUUGAACAAGCUUAUAUUUUUUUAGCUGCAUGUUCAUCGGAAGAUCGAGAUGAAAUUGAUAAAUUAUUACAACGUGGUGUGGAUAUAAAUACAUCGAAUAUUGAUGGUUUAACAGCACUUCAUCAAACAUGUAUUGAUAAUAAUUUACAUAUGGUUGAAUAUUUGCUCAAUAAAAAUGCCGAUAUUAAUUGUCAAGAUAAUGAAGGAUGGACUCCUUUACAUGCAGCUGCAUCGUGUGGAAAUCUUGAUAUUGUUAAAUAUUUACUAUCUCGUGGUGCUAUUGUUGAUGUUUGUAAUAAUGAAGGUGAAUUAGCAAUUGAUAUAGCUGAAGGUGAUGAUAUAAUUGCAUAUUUGGAAGAAGAUAUGAGAAGGAAAGGUAUUGAUGAUCAACAAUCAAGAAAUUAUGAACAUCAAUUAAUGAUUAAACAUGCUCAAGAUUCACUUAAUAAUAAUAAGAAUGGUUUAAAAUCAACAGCAGAUGCUAUUGUUCAUUCAAGAACAGGUGCGACAGCAUUACAUGUUGCUGCUGCAAAAGGAUAUUUGGAUGUUAUCGAUCUUUUGAUACGUGCUGGUGCAAAUUUAAAUUCAGUUGAUAAUGAUGGUUGGACACCCUUACAUGCGGCUGCACAUUGGGAUAAACAUGAUAUUCUUAAAUAUCUUGUUGAAAGAAAUGCAAAUAUAGAUGCAAAAAAUUAUGCAGGACAAACACCACUUGAUGUUUGUGAUGGAGAAACACUUGAAUUAUUAAAAGAAUUAAAAGCAAAACAACCUCCUGUUAAGAAUGAACCAAAAGAUGUAAUAAAACGAACUUUACCAUCACCUGCAAUUGAUGAACAAAGAUCGAUUUUACGAUCUGAAUCACACAAUGAGAAUUUAGAUAAAAUACCUAAACCUGCUCAGCCCAGUAUAGAUGAGAAUUUAUCCAAUUGUUCACCUAAUCUUAAGGAGAAAUUAAAUAAUCUUCAAAGAUCAUUACAUGAUUUAAGUAAUCGUUAUUCAAGAACAAGUCAAGAUGAGUCGACACCAACAUCGAAUACAUUAUUAAAUUCAUUCAAUAAACAAAAUUCAUCUAGUCUAUCAAUUUUGAAUGGUUCUUUAUCUCGGUUUGGAACAAAAUAUUCAUUAUCAACAUCACAAAGAAUAUAUACAAAUCCAUUACAAUCAUUAACGACAAUAAAUUUAAAUAAUAAUGAUUCAUUCAAUCGUGAGAAUUCAACAAAUAAUGUAACUACCCCUUCUCAACCAUUGGAUACAAAAAUCAAUCGAAGCGUCAAUCAGACACAGCCAGAGGCAUUACCCAGAAGAUGGGGUACAACUGAUCGAACAGUAGGUGGUGAUAUACCAAAUAACACAGGUCCUUAUGUUCGUCGUCGAUCUGGUGCUGGUAUUAAUGAACCAACUCCAUCAGCUGCACCAUCGACAAUUGUUAGUGUAACAAGUUCUCUUCCUCCACCAACAACUAAUGUUACUGUAACAUCAUUUGAUGAUCCGACAGGUGGUAAACGUCGAUCAAAUCGUGAUGAUGAAGCUGAAGCACAACGUAAACAUCGUUCAGCUCAAGCACGACGAGAACGUCGAUCAACUCAAAGUGUAUCAGUUGAAGACAUAAAAGCAGCUGAACAACAAAUUAAAAAUCGACCGAAUGAAAUUCCAUCAAUAAAUAAUAAAAUUGGUGCACCAUCAACACCUUUAGCUAAUGAAAUUGAAACUGAACGUUUACAAAAAGUUAUUGAAGAGAAAAAAGAUAAAGCUCGUAAAGGAAGUGGAAAUGAAGAUACAAAUGAAAUUAAUACGGAUACAUCAUCACGUCGAUUAAAAUUAGACGAUGUUCCAACAGUAAUUGCAAAUGAUUCAUUAACUAUUGGUGAACCUCGACGACGAACAAAUCGUGUACAUACUCAAAGAAAAAAUACAGGAAAAAUUAUAUGGAAUGAUAAAACAAAAGAAGUUGAAAUUCUAGAUGAGACAACACCAAAACUAUCGAGUGAAGGUUCUGAUGAUCAACAAGCAGUAUUAACUGGUUCACGUGGUCUUGUAUCUCGUUUUGAAAAUAGUUCAAAAGAUUCAAAAUUAAAUCGUUCUCAAAGUCAAGAACCAUUAAAAAAAUCUUUAUCAAUGUCAAACUCAUUACCAACAAAUGGAAUUAAUUCAAUAAAAGAAAAUAAUGAUACAUCAGCGAUGAAAUUAUAUGAUGAUGCAAAAAGAAAAAUGGAAGAAUUAAAUCAAAAAAUUGAUCGAUAUGAAAGAGAUAUUAUAGAACGAGAUCAAAUCAUUGAAAAACUUAAAACAUCGCAAUAUAUUGAAUCAUCACUUGAUAAACGGGAGAAACGAGCUUAUGAACGAAAAAUUUCUGAAUUGGAAGAAGAUUUAAAGAAAAUGGAUUCAAUUAAAUCAGACAAUACACGUCUAAAAGAAGAAAAUGCUGCAUUAAUUCGUGUUAUUAGUAAACUCUCGAAAUGA